Annulohypoxylon maeteangense is the source of this 1049-nucleotide messenger RNA. RefSeq lists its product as uncharacterized. The transcript has a single exon. The coding region runs from base 96 to 875 and encodes 259 amino acids. The record is from RefSeq and is a predicted model, not a curated record. Gene Ontology annotation, cellular component: mitochondrion. NCBI's taxonomy places the organism in Eukaryota, Fungi, Ascomycota, Sordariomycetes, Xylariales, Hypoxylaceae.
CACUUAACUCCUACAAAGUUACCAUGUACUAAAUAAUUCACCUUCAAUGCACACCAGCAUUUCAGAAAACCUCAGCGAAUUUUGCCGGGAAUGGAAUGAGGUCUAUUAUACGCUACCGCCCACUAUGGCGCCAGCACUACCCACCCACCACUCACACCCAUAACCACCCUCUCAACCGACCUCACCAUGCGCACUCAUCUUCCACCUCAACCCACCCCCUCCUCUACCCAGAAAUCCCAGGCAACGGCAGCUCGCACCACGACCUCGCCUCCUACGCCGCCUACGCCGCGCGCACCGGUCUAGACCUAACAUCCAAGACCUACGUCGGCACACGGUACGAGUACACCGUAGCCGCGGCCCUCGCGCCCCUCGGCUUCGCCCUCCAACGCAUCGGCGGCCGCGACGACUGCGGGAUCGACUUACUCGGGACGUGGCGGUUGCCCAUAACCCCCAGCAGCGCUUCUCCAACCCCACCACCCCUCCGCGUCCUCAUCCAAUGCAAAGCCGCCUCCGCGCAAAGCACCAGGAUCGGCCCUCACCAGAUCCGUGAGCUCGAGGGCGCCUUCGCUGGUGCCCCGCCCGCCUGGCGCUCUUCCCUCCUCGGCUCCCGGGGGCCUAUCUUGGGCUUCUUGGUCGCGCAGAAGACGGCGACGAAGGGUGUGCGCGAUGCGUUGGGACGUAGUCGAUGGCCUAUGGGUUUCGUGUCGUGUACGGCGGACGGGAGGUUAGAGCAGAUGGUGUGGAAUGGGCGGGCGGAGGAGGAGGGGCUUGAAGGGUUGGGUGUUGGGGUGCGGUUUAGUGAGGGUGAGGAUGGGGUUAGAUCGGAGCAGAGGUUGGUUUUGACUUGGAGAGGGAGGCCUUGUGAUCCCGUCUAGGUCCAGGCCUUGGAUCUCUACGAGGAUAGGACGAGAAAACGACGGAGGGUUUCUCCGUGGAGACUUCUAAUAACAGGUAAUCGCGAUGAUGAGGAUAAAUAUUAUACAGUAGACCAUACCCUAUAUAAAUAAUGUCACGCCAAUAUACACUGCAUUCAACUCAAAAAGAUAAAU